AUGGAAGAAAUGGAAGGUACAGAGAUGAAGAUAGCCAGGUUUACAAGUUGUCGUGGGGUGGCAUUUGAGAUCAAUCCUAACAGAAGCAACCCUUUUGCAAUUGGAUCACCACCAACAAAGCAGGAUCGAACUCACACUUGGCUUUGGCUCCCAUGGACUCGAACCAGUUCAUUCAAAGUUCUUCCUCAGCCUAAUACAAUUAGUCCAAAUCGGAGUAGGACUAGCAGCCACUUCUGUGACAUUGACAUUGAUGCUGAUGAUGUUGAGGUAAUAGAGUUCCUAGCUGAAGUUCAAGAUAUAGAAAAACCAGAAAAAGCUAUUGGGGUUAAGGCACAGAAGCUACUACCCAAAUCUGAUCCACCAAGGAGUUCAAGGCUAUCCAUAAUUCUGCUAGAUCAAGGGUUCACAGUUUACAAAGGGCUAUUUCUUGUUUGCAUGAUCUUGAAUGUGGUGGCAUUGACUCUUUCAGCUGCAGGGUAUUUCCCAUAUGCCAAGACCAAAGCUGCACUAUUCUCCAUUGGAAACAUUCUAGCUCUAACAUUGUGUAGAAGUGAAGCAGCCUUGAGAGUGGUUUUUUGGUUGUGUGUGAAAACUAUUGGGAGGCCUUGUGUUUCUCUUAGAAUCAAAACUGCCACCACUUCAUUCCUUCAAAGCCUUGGAGGAAUUCAUAGUGGCUGUGGUGUUUCUUCUAUAGCCUGGCUUGUUUAUUCUCUAGUUCUUACUAUGAAAAACAAAGACAAAUCUUCCCCAGAGAUUAUUGGGGUUGCAUUUACCAUACUAUCACUCAUUUCACUCUCUUCACUUGUCUGGUUAUUCAUUCUUCUUUCUUUAAGUUAUGAACCCAAUUCACAUACCUAUAACUUGACCAUAUCUAUGGUGGUCAAGAAGCAAGAAUUUUGGUUCACUUUAGCCAUCACAAUUCUCAUUGUCAUUCCUUGGUUAACUAUUAGAAAGGUACCAGUUAGUGUAUCAGCACCAUCAGGCCAUGCUUCAAUCAUAAAGUUUGAAGGUGGUGUUCAAGCAGGGUUACUAGGUAGAAUAAGUCCAUCACCCUUUUCAGAAUGGCAUGCUUUUGGAAUCAUAUCUGAUGGAAAGAAAGAGCACAUGAUACUUGCUGGUGCAGUUGGUGACUUUACCAAGUCCUUGAUUUCUACCCCACCAAAGCAUCUUUGGGUUCGCACAAUGCAUUUUGCAGGCUUGCCUUACCUAGUGAAUUUGUAUCAAAGGGUGUUGUUAGUGGCCACAGGCUCUGGAAUUUGUGUGUUCUUAUCAUUUUUAUUGCAGCCAAGCCAAGCUGAUAUAAGUGAUUUGGUGAAUAAAUAUUCAAAGGACAAAGUGAUAGUUCAUGACACGGCAAUUUCAGGUCGCCCCAAUGUGGCUGAGAUGAGUGUGGAUGCUGCUAUUAGGUGGAAUGUUGAAGUGGUUAUUGUUACUAGCAACCCUGAAGGAAGUAGAGAUGUCCUUAGAGCAUGCAAGAGGGCUAAGAUCCCUGCCUUUGGCCCCAUUUGGGACUCUUGA
Gastrolobium bilobum is the source of this 1518-nucleotide messenger RNA. Its product is annotated as adenylate-forming reductase 06235-like. Lineage: Eukaryota; Viridiplantae; Streptophyta; Magnoliopsida; Fabales; Fabaceae. The coding region runs from base 1 to 1518 and encodes 505 amino acids. The transcript has 3 exons. The record is from RefSeq and is a predicted model, not a curated record.